This is a messenger RNA of Chenopodium quinoa (quinoa), 1529 nucleotides long. Its product is annotated as lipid phosphate phosphatase gamma-like. The record is from RefSeq and is a predicted model, not a curated record. Gene Ontology annotation, cellular component: intracellular membrane-bounded organelle; endoplasmic reticulum membrane. Bases 352 to 1023 code for a protein of 223 amino acids. The transcript has 2 exons. Gene Ontology annotation, biological process: protein N-linked glycosylation; lipid biosynthetic process. Lineage: Eukaryota; Viridiplantae; Streptophyta; Magnoliopsida; Caryophyllales; Amaranthaceae. Gene Ontology annotation, molecular function: dolichyldiphosphatase activity.
UGAUUCAUAUUGUUUUACCAGUUUCAUGCCAAUUCCACCAUCAAUCAAAAAUGGUUACUUCCUUCCAGAAUCACUUUCAGACACGUUCUUAGAACUUUGCUACCAUUACAUAUUUACAUUGCUCCACUCUCCAAAAAAGUCACCGCUUUCAGAUCCAAUCCAAUUUUCUACCGAUUCAAUCACCCCAAAUUUCCCACUAAUCUUGCUCUCAUUCUCAAUUAAACCCCCAAUUUUUCUUCCUCAAUUGAUCCCCAAUUUCACUAAUUCUGCAGCUCACAGAAAUUGAUCACAAACCCUAAUUCCCAGAAAUUGAAUUUCAAUUUCAAUUUCCCACCUUCAAUUUGAUCAACAAUGUCGGCUUCGCCAUUAAAAGCUGUAACUUUAACCCAUGUUCGAUACGCUAGAGGAGAUAAAAUUGGGCAUUUUCUUGCUUGGAUUUCUUUGGUGCCAGUUUUCAUCAGCCUUGGAGGUUUCGUGGCUCAUUUUUUCUUCCGCCGUGAAUUGCAGGGUAUGUGUUUUGCUCUUGGCUUGAUUAUUUCUCAAUUUAUCAGUGAAUCUAUCAAAUCAUGUGUGCAACAAUCGCGCCCUGAAACCUGUGCAUUGCUUGAAGUAUGUGAAUCCCAUGGUUGGCCUUCAAGCCAUUCGCAAUAUAUGUUCUUUUUCGCUACGUAUUUUACGCUGUUGAGUUAUCGAAAAGCCGGUUUUUUUGGUGGGAAUGAGAAUAAGUGGAUUGUGGAAGUGAUUGCUUGGUUUAUGGCAGUGUUAACUAUGUUUUCAAGGGUUUAUUUGGGGUAUCAUACCAUUGCACAGGUUAGCGCCGGUGCGAUUUUGGGGACGGUUCUUGCGUGGUCAUGGUAUUGGGUUGUUAAUAAUGUUUUUAUCCAUUAUUUUCCGUUGAUUGAGGAGAGUUACAUUGGGAGGACGUUUUAUAUCAAGGAUACUUCUCAUAUAUGCAAUGUGUUGAAGUUCGAGUAUGAUAAUGCAAGAGCUGCGAGGAAAAAUAUGAUUGACAAAAGCAGCUGAUUUUUCUGUUCCACGAAAACCCCGGUAGGAAAGGAUGAAUUGUUUGAUCAAAUAGCUGCAUUUUGUCGUAUGUACCAGAUGACUACAUUAUGGAAGGUUGCAUUAUGCUUGAUUUGGCAAUGUGAUGCUGGAAACUGGCUGGAGUUUUGCGUGUACGGCAAUAGAGGGGCUAUAAACACCAUCAUAAGGUUUUUUUUUUUUUUUUUUUUUUUUUUUUUUUUUUUUUUUUAUAUAUUUUUUUUUUGGGGGGGUGGUUUGAUUUCUGUUUUUGAUUUGUAAAACAAAUGUUAUAAAUACACUAUAUAGGAUACACUAUAUAUGACAGCAUUCAGAAUGCAUAUAUACCUGGAUAGUUGGUAUAUAUCUAAUUUACAAUUAUGAGAACAUGCAUAACCAUAACAAACAACAAAACUUUACUCUUAAAAUAAUUUGGGGUCGGCUAACAUGAAUCAUUAUAAGAGACCAUCUGAGAAAGAGAAAGAGAAAGGAAUAUAUAACAAGAUAAC